UCCACGGCGCCGUGUGUCACAAGAAAUCAAGAAUGGAUGUCGUCUGCCUGGUACGGCACGCGUCGUCGAAAAAAAAGAUAUGUGUUCGAGGCGAAAAGAAGCUUCAGGAUGUAUUGGAUGCACUGAAAGAAUCUCCUUUUCGAGAGUUGGUAACAGACAACCUACUUGUUCAGCUCUAUGAUAAGGACUUCGAUGACUAUAUUGACAUGGACGAAAAUGACGUUGUGGAGCAACAUUCUGUAAUCAACAUAAUCACAACGGAUGAAGUUAUAAAUGCAGAAAAGAAAAGCGAUCAAGAAAUGGGGCAAGACGCUGAACUAGCUUCCAUUGCAAGAAAUGCACCUAGCACCUCAAGGCAGGACACACAGCCCGCUUUGACAGUGCCCCUGUACCGCCUUCCAGAAACGCCUAUGCACAUACAGGCAUUUAUAAAGGACAUCAGAAAAGGGAAUGUGCCUGAGAGCGUGCGAAGGAGGAUUGUUGACUGGGUAUACUAUGAUGUGUGUGCUCAUACACUGUACCCCGGAAAGUUGUACGGAAUAGCAGCACAACAGCUUGUGAGGCGCUACCCUGAGUUGAGAGAUAUUUCCAUGGAAGGGCAUGUAUGUAUUUCUUUUGCAAAGAUUGCCAGAAGUACGAUGUAUCACAUAGCGAAAAAAGUUUGUGAAGUGGUAUACGGUCAUCCCUUGAUUUAUUAACAGCAUGUAUUCCUCUGAAAAUCGUUCAUGAAUCGAGGUUUGCAGUGAAUGGGGGCCUGGAACUAUUAGAAUCGCAGAAACUACAUUGUAACCCUGUAACAUUUA
This is a messenger RNA of Ornithodoros turicata, 803 nucleotides long. RefSeq lists its product as uncharacterized. The coding region runs from base 33 to 698 and encodes 221 amino acids. The record is from RefSeq and is a predicted model, not a curated record. Lineage: Eukaryota; Metazoa; Arthropoda; Arachnida; Ixodida; Argasidae. The transcript is spliced from 4 exons.